AUGCCACAGGGGGAGCAAUUUUUUCUUAAGCACCCGGAUGACAAGGGUGAUCAUAUUCUGGUUAACGACUCUUUCGACAUACUAGGAGUCAUAGACUGGGAAUGGACUCGAACGGUCCCUAAGGCUGAGGCGUUCUGUUCGCCGUGCAUGAUGUGGCCGGUAGCCGACUUCUACAACGGCUCUAAUGAGGUAGCCGCGGAUGAAUUGCAUCUAGCUGCUAUCUUCAUGGAGAAGGGUCACGAGGAUCUUGCCAAUCUCGUCCUCAAUGGCAGGAAGGCUCAGAGAUUUCUCUUUGGUCUUGGACUUGAGAGCUCCUUUCUACAUAUAGAGACAAUUCCGCGGCUGUUCAAGGGACUUCAGCGGGCCUUCGACUUGGAAGAUGAGGAGUGGGAGACUUGGAAGAGUAAGGCCCUCAAGAGAUGGAAAGAUGAUGAGAUAGUUCUCAAGCUGUUGGCGCAAGAAUAG
This is a messenger RNA of Penicillium oxalicum, 465 nucleotides long. RefSeq lists its product as uncharacterized. Lineage: Eukaryota; Fungi; Ascomycota; Eurotiomycetes; Eurotiales; Aspergillaceae. Bases 1 to 465 code for a protein of 154 amino acids. The transcript has a single exon. The record is from RefSeq and is a predicted model, not a curated record.